GAAGCCCGAUGGAGUUUAUUCAUGUCUCGCUUCAACUUUUUUCUGAAACAUCGCCCUGGGAAAAUAAUGCAACCAGCCGGCCCUCUGUCCAGGAGGCCAGAUUAUAAAGAGGUGGUAAGCAGUGAUAACAUCGCACAGUGUUACACCCUAUGCCAAAGAUCCUCCGGAACUCCGUCGGACACCGCGCUAACUCCGCCGGACCUCCGGACUUGCUUACGAAUAGUUACUUACAUACCGGUUUCUAUCUCCUUUCCGGUCUCCAAUGGUGGCCAUGUGUAUUUCCCAGCAUCCGCAUCUGGAAAAACAGCCUUUGCGAAUUGA
Dichomitus squalens LYAD-421 SS1 is the source of this 321-nucleotide messenger RNA. RefSeq lists its product as uncharacterized. Lineage: Eukaryota; Fungi; Basidiomycota; Agaricomycetes; Polyporales; Polyporaceae. The annotation marks the transcript as partial. The record is from RefSeq and is a predicted model, not a curated record. The transcript has a single exon.